UUUAAAUCACAGAGGGCAGACUAAUAAAGAUUAAGCAGUCAUGAGAUGCCGAAUGUGUAACAGUGAUAAACUCUCUAAAGAGUUUCCACCAGUUACAGUGAGCGAAAAAUGCCAACAUCCACCUCUUGUUUGUUUACAGUGCAUUCUGUCUUCAUCAGAUGGUCAUUGCCCAUCAUUGAGUUGUGAACAGUUAAUUCAAAUAGGCAGAAAAGAAUGGUUUCAAGCUAUCUGGGACAAACAGUUUGCAGAAUACAAGUCAACAGAUGUUUCUGUUUUUGAAACUAAACCUGGUGAGCAAAACGUUUUGCAUAUAACAGUUUUGAAUGGAGAUACAGCAGAAAUUGAAUUCAAUGACUCGUGGACGAUCAUGAGAUUGAUGACAGAGAUCAAGAAAACCAUGAAGUUUGACAUCAAUGAGCAAAGGCUUCUAUAUUCAGGAAAGGAACUUACAACAAAACUUCCUGAUUCAAAGCCAGCUACUUUAAAAGACUACUCUGUAAAACCAAAUUCAAAAGUACAGCUUGUUAAACUGCUUUAUGCAAUUCCACAGGACAUUGAUAAAGUAGUUUUUGAUUUGAAUUGGCAAUAUCCAAAUGAUACAGCUCUUUUGGAGGGAGCUGAAAAAAGAGAUUAUCUUGAUGCCUCAUGCUUAAUAUUUGAAGGAGAAACAUGUGUAAGAACGAUUGACUUUGUUCAAAAGAACCCUUUGAUGUUGGCCAUGUUAAAUAAACAUAAAGGCAUAAAGCAAAAAGAAUGGGGAGUGAAGCAUUCGGGUGAUCGCAUGGAUGACAGGAAAAGAAUUGGGCAUCACCUAAUUGAUGUGUCGAUUGAAGACAUUCCUAAAGAAGUCACCAACUUAUUCUUUGUUCUUAGUGCAUGGAAUGCUCCAACCAUUUCCAGGUAUCCAAACCCAAGUUUAAGUUUCUAUGAGAAGUCAAAGCCAGAGGCCAACUUGUGCAGUACAACGUUCACACAUGCCUCUGACCAUUCUGCUGUGGUCAUGUGUUCUCUUUCACGUUCAAGAAAUGGGUGGGUUGUAUACGAAAAUGGACAAACAUCAAAUGGAAAUGCCAAAAAAUAUGAUCCAAUUAAGCAAACAGUCCAAAAGCUUAUCCAAGAAGGCUUUUAAUCUGCAAAUUAUUUCUGAUAAAAAAAGGACACAAAACUUGGACAUUAAUGAUAUAUACAUGUAAGAUUUCAUAUGAGAAUUAUGUGUGCUAUCUUGACUUUAGUGAGUUAAAGUAAAUUAAUAAAUAAAAAGUGUUAUUUCU
Messenger RNA from Magallana angulata, 1271 nucleotides. RefSeq lists its product as uncharacterized. The record is from RefSeq and is a predicted model, not a curated record. The transcript is spliced from 3 exons. NCBI's taxonomy places the organism in Eukaryota, Metazoa, Mollusca, Bivalvia, Ostreida, Ostreidae. The coding region runs from base 41 to 1129 and encodes 362 amino acids. Gene Ontology annotation, molecular function: protein binding.